AGAGCGAGUGCAAACCGUCGGCGACGCCGUUCCAAGGCGUCGAUGUGGCGUAUUGAUUGUACAGUUCAGUUAGCGGCGGCUCUUGACGGCGCGAACUGCGCUUCUACGCGCAUUUCGAAACUCUCUUCACUCCGUUAUUGACUGUCGCGCCGAAAACAUUAUACUGUCUAUAAACGACACUUCGAUUUUGGCGCGAAACGUUAAGUCGCGCUUUCGGUUUUUAUAAUAUUUUUUUUUUAAACUCACUAUGCUAGUUUAAAUUUCGAUAUCACCACUUCCAGGAAGUUUUUGUGCCAAAAAUAUGGAUUGUUGCAACUACGUUCCGUAUCGACACCACCAGGGGUACUAUGGUUAUUAUAACGAACCUCUGCCGCCGUAUCACGGAGAAUUCUAUGGACACCAUAAUAUGUAUUAUGAUUAUUAUGGGAAUAUCAACCCUUAUUAUAGUCCACAUCAACAUUGGCAAGGCAGUGCAGUUUUUGCCCCUCAAGAUUAUGUCUACAAUCCAAAAGAGGCACGUUUGCGGAAAGCAAUGCGGGAGGCAAAUCGGGAUCGUUCUAUCGGCGCUUCCCCGAUGUUGCCGCGUCCCAGUGCUCGCAGAGCCGGCUCAUCCGGUUGGGUUACUCAGGGAGGCGCAAAUGUACCGGGUGGAUCCGUGGCAUCGACGACUCACGGUCCACACGAAGAGCCUCUUAUGAUGUCGUCUAUGGGACAAGGAAUGCGCGGUCCUGGCAUGGACUCGCCUUGUUUUCCCACGGGGAUGCCGUCUACAUCUGGUAGUAUCAACGGAAGCGGAAACGAACAAUUCAUGCCUCCGUCAAUGCGGGCAGCUACACCCGCUCCCGGUUACCCCACUACGAAAAUGGAUCAGGUUUCUCCUUUGCCGCCUCCGCCUGCUCCUACUCCUGGAGUACAUGCUCCUUACAUGCAGGCUAAUCCCUUAAGUCAACUUCAACAACAAACGGAGAUGUGGCAUAAUUAUUCAGAUGAUUUGAGGCCGAGAUCAUCAGGUAAUCCUUUCAUGAUGCCGGAUAUGCAAGCACCUUAUCAUCAUCAACCCUCGCCCCCACUCAGCAUACCUAGUCCGAUGCUAAUAGAAAAACAUCGUCGAACACCAGUCCACCCGAUUCACAUCAAUCCCAUUUCGAUGCCGAUGACUCCUCCCCAUAACUCGAUAAUGUCCAUGACACCACCGCAUUCCAACGAAAACGUUCCGCCUGACGAAUCGAUGCAUUUGAAAGAUAAAGUUCUGCAUGACAAUUUCGGGCAACUCGAAUCAAAACAUACCAUAGAACCGUCUCAACCUCUAAUGGAGAACAACGUUCAACAACAAAACGAAUUUAGUAGUAACAUUUAUGAACCAAACGUCGGUUUUAAUAAUAGCCAAAAUCAUCUCCAGCACAUGGAAAAAGCGGAAGAAAUGAAAAUGAAAAAGUCAAACACAUUAUCAACAAGUGCCAUUCGUACUUCUUCUUAUUCCAUAACUCCAAAGAAGCCAUCAACGAAACCUCUACCGGAUUUCAACGAGGCUUUCGGCUCAACGGAACGUGGUCGUUUCCAAAGUCCUCCAGAUCCAAGAUUAGCCCCAAACAAAGGCUUUUUGGAUCUUUUCGAGGAGGGACCACCAUUAAAAUUUGAAGAUUUCCAAAUCUAAAAUAAUUGUUUUGAGAGAAAUGGUUUUUAAUGAGAUUAACACUUGUUUAAAGUUUAUAAUAAUAUACCUUCUAACAGUUUCUCUUUAUUUCGGAUACUUAUAAUAAAUAUGUUGAUUCAAUAUUUUUACUGGGAGUUUCGAAAAAUUCAGUUGUUGAAAUUCCUAUAAAAUUUCACUUUAAUAAUAGAUUCAGCUCUGCAUUUUUAGCUCUAAUAAAAGAGCCAGUGACUGGUUGUAUUUGACCAAACCUAGAUUAUUUGAGUUUGUGCUACUCACAAAACGCAAAGCGACGAUUACUGCUAGAGCUCAGAUAGGCCAAGUAUCAAAAUUUGACAAAAUUUUUAGGUCCACGUCUAUUAUUUGUGAAUUUGAAAAUACAAUUUAUCAGUAGAAAAAUUUAUACCAGAAGACAAUUCGGGAAAAUUGAUGAUAAUUGGAUUUUCUAGAAAACCAUAUAUUCCAUUCAAAAAUUGAUAUGAUUUUCAAAAUCCCCAACGAGAUUCACAAGAAGAUUUUUUAAUUCCUUCACAAUAAACUCAAAUUUUCAAUUUUUUGCUAGAAAAUCGAAAAAUUUAUCGCAUCCUUCAAUAAACAAAACGUGUACUUUUAGUGUAGUCAAUGAACCCAAAACUAGUGUCUUACCUCCGAAUUUUUUUUCUGUGAUGCAUGGAAUUGGGUUCAUCUUUGGCUACCGUUAUACUAGGAUUCUAGCAUCCGGGAUGCUGGCAUCUGCGAGGUUAGCGGGGCAUUAAAUCAAAUGGGAGCGAUUAGACUAGGGAUGCCAGCAUCGGAUGCUAAAACAGCCUCCCGGAGGCUCGAUUUUGCUGCUGAAAUGCGAGCUGUCGGUCGCUUUUUGCAUACCGGGAUGCAUAAAAUCGUUUGUGGGACAUUGGUUCAAAUGCGGCGUAUUAUACUAGGCUGCUAGUAUCCGAGAAGGCGCUCUAUUUGACAUAUGCGCGCGCACGCAGUUUGAUCACGUGAGGGCCUGAGGCUGCUCUCUGCACUACACGUGUCGUCUCGAGUCGAGUGAUUACUGUGAAAGAAGGAAGUAACAUUCUAAAGUAAUUAAAAAAUCUUGUUUCACUAUUGCACAGUGCAUCAAACAAUGUAAAAUACAAACUUUUAACACGACGGACAGGGGUCCACACUAAACUUCCUUUUUGCACGGUGCCUUCUUUUCUUAAUUAGUAACAUCAGCAACAACAUAUCUUCAUUCGUUGGGGCCAUAUUGACGACUGGAAAAAAAUUAAAAUAAAAUAGCAGUUCGGGAUUCUAGCAUCCCAACACAAAUUCGACUCAAAGUGGGAUGCUAGCAUCCUAGUAUAAUGGUAUCUUCACCCUUAACUUCAAGAGUGAAAAUAAUCUGAGCUCCGCUCCGCUCCGUGAAACUAUAAAGUAUUUUCUAACACAAUUACCUCAUGAUAAAAUCAUUUUCCACCCCUUGAAAACCUUACUACCCUUGCAAAUAACCCCUAAAUUGAGAAAAUCAAAAACAAUUACUUUAGUAUUAAAGAUUUAAGUAUAGAGUAAAAUAUAUUUUAUGUUCUCUAUCUUAAUGGAAUUUUUAACCCCCUUUUGACACUUAAAAACAACCACUUGAGAAAAAAUUGUUUAAAAAUAUUUCUUUUGAUGAAACGAAACGGAUUUGAAUGCUAUUAUUAUCAUAUUCUCAAGUUUUUAAAUAUAAACGAAUUUCACUGCUUAAAAUAUUAUUUAUGUAAGGCAGAACUAAUUAGUUAUAAAUAUUUAUGUAAAAAAUGAACCCAAAAAAUGUGCUGAAUUAAAAAUUGUACUUUUCGUUAUUUACCAGUUAAUUUGGUGACAAUUUAAUCGAUUUCUCACUUAGAUAUUUGAAAGAAACUGAUUAAAUUAAUACGACAAUAAUCAAAAAUCUACCAGGGAUAAUCUAAGCAAUACACAUACGUAUCUUCAUUCACUUUACACCAAAUAUUCACACUCCGAAAUUUUGUUUUUAGACGACGCCUUCUGAAAAUUGUUCGUUCUGUAUUCAUUUACAGACCGAAAGUUGCGUUUUGAGUGUUCCAUGUAGUGAAACUGACAGUUCCGUACUGCAAAACACUUUUGGGACGUUCUGGAGUAGAAAAAUUUAACUUCCUUAAAUGUGGCUCUAGCCACUUCAAUGUUGACAGUUGACAGUUUCAAUUCAAUUAUUUUGCAUAACCUUAAAUUUUUAAUUUUCUGAAAUUAUUUGUUUUAUCCGAAGUUUAGUCAAAUACAAAUAGGUUCAUGGCUCAUGGUUAGGUUCACUAUGAUUUCCAGAUAAGUGAAACUGUUUAAUAGUUCGAUUAUUAUCGUAAGCAAAUUUAUUUCAAUAAAUCAAAGUGUUAAUCCAAGUUUAAAAUUCAUUUCUCAAAUUUAUCGACAAACAUAUAUCGUUUUUUUUUUUCAUUUCUUAAUAUGUUUAUUAAAUCUCAUAUUAUUAUUUCAAAUGUAGGUAAGGGUAUUUAUUAACACCCCUUAUGUGAUAAAUCGGGGUUUAUCGAUGUAUAUCUAUAAUAAAAUAAGCGACAUUGAAUCAAAAAUUGAAUUUAUCGUUAAAAUGAUUUUUAACGUAGAUAAUCAUUUGGAAAAUUGACAUUUUUGUUUAAAAACGAAAGUUUAUUUAUUGUUACAAUUAAAUAGGGGAAUAUAUAUAUGGUUGUUGAUGUUUCUGAUAACUUUAAACCAGAAUAAUAACUAAUUGCAGUAUCCUACAGUACAUCCAAGCGUUCUUAUUCGUCUUUUUUUCUCACUUCCUAUUCGGGUUUUUUUUGUAUAUAAUUUGCAAAUGUCUCCCCAUUUUGUCUAAUAUAACAUAACACUAAAUAAUAUUGGAAUAGGCCAACUCCAACAGAAUCUUAAUACCCAUAUGAUAGGUUGCCUUUAGCUACUAUAUCUUACUAGCCUUUUGUUAUAUUAUUGAAUGUAAUGAUUUUUGGCUUCGAUUUUUCUCCAGGCUCUGCGUCUCCAGAAUUAGAGAAGAACAAAGUCAAAAUUUUUCGUUCAAUCAACAAAUAUUCAUUGCGUAAACCCUUCCACAAUAGAAUGUGACCAAAUUAUUAGACACAUUGCAAGAUUUCAUGUAACAUUAAUUACAUACUGAUAUUGAUCAUUUUAUUGUUUUAAAUUUGUUUUUUAUUUUCAUAUUAUCUAAUUAGUUAACAUAAAUAAAACAGUGUGAAUCUAGAACAUCCAUAUCAUACAUGAAUAUUUUAUUCUAGAAGCUGGUUUUUGUUGGUGAACACCUCUUAAGCCAUUUCUCUUUUCAUCAGCUCUCACAAAUUUUCAAUUGAGUUCAUAUUGGGGUUAUUACCCGGCUAAUCCAACAUAGAAAUAUUUUCGUGUGCCAAAAAAUCUUUAAGAAACCGAGCAGUGUGGCAGGUAGCUCCAUAUUUCAUGAAAGUUCAUAGUUCCCUUUUUGUGACGUACAGACGUCCAGUACUCUUACCGCUCGUGAGUGACAAGAUCAUUACUUUGGUGGGAUGUUGGAAAGACACAGGAUAUUUUCUUCCAUGACGACGACGCACUUACAGAGCUUUUUUCCUCAAAAUUUUGAAAGAUUUGAAAAUACUAUAGAAGAGCCACCAGGUCUUGAGUCAACUUGGAGAAAAGAUAAAAUAAAAUUAGAGUCAAUUAGUUUCAAUGAAACUAACGAACUUGCUAGAAAUUUCAAUGGACCACAGAAUUGACGUAUUGAAAAUUCCGUUCGGAUGGGUUUCAAUCGAUUUUUUUAUUAAAUAUUGGUAUAGUAAUGGAAAAUAUGUAAGUGAAAUACGAAGGCAAACUGAUAAUACAAAGGAUAUAGAAAAACAAUGGACACAAUCAGAAAAUAAUAUAGUAAUAAACCUCAGAGCAAAUAUUAACAAAGAAAAUAUGCAAUAAUACAAAAAAAAGUCAGUGUGGCAGAUAGCUCCAUCUUUCAUGAAAGUGAAUAGUUCCUUAUUUGGAAGCCAUUUCCUUAUGAGGUACAGACGUCCAAUUUUUCAUUAAAUUACCGAUCUCCAGAAGUCCAUAUCUUUGUCUUGCCAUUGUUGGACCCACUUCAAGCGCUUCACUAUCAUUUCUGCUAUUAACUUGGGCUUCUUGGCAGGGCGAUAAGCAUUAAGAUCUAAUUCUUUCAAUUUUCUUCGAUAUGUGCGCUCAGAAGCAUUUACUUUAUCAUCUUGGAGAUAGCAAAUCUGUUUUAUAGAUAUUGGUGUUCUACCGCAUUUUUUCUUUCUUUUUGUCUCAAUUUUCUGUCUUAUGCGUCGUACUCUACACGCAUCAGAAAUAUUAUAUCUUCGUGAUAUUUCCUGGUUUGUGAAUUUUUUCGCAUUCUCACGAGCCCUCAAUUUUUUUAUUUGGUGGAAGAUCACCUAUAAAGAAAAUAGUGGAACUAUUUUUUUUUGAAGACACUGCAUACAAAAUAAACUAAUAACUGAGUAGUAUUCCGAAUCCGAUACAGGUUUGUACUUGAUUACGUUCAUGUAUCACUUUAUCAAUACAGUGUUCCCAUGUGUUAAAAAUAAAUAACUAUCGGUAGUCGAGAACAAAUUUUUUUAAAUAAAAAUCAAUAAUAUUCCAAUUUGAAUGUACAAUUACGGUAUAUAACAUAUAAUUAUUAAAAUAAUAUACAAUAUACAGUGCGUCUAACAAUUUUGCCAGAGACUGUAACUGUGUAACCCCUUUAUUUAUAUUUAUUUGAUCUAACUGAAUUUACCUACUCUUUUAUUUGGUUACCUUCAAAGAACCUUCGCCGUUUCGAAGUACAAGUGACACAACUGCAACAUCAAAUUUAUAUAACGUAUAAUUGUGAAGGGUUUAAAUGACAAAACAUAUUGAGUAAUAUAUUGAGGAUAGGAUAUAUAUACUCAACUUUCAUUUUCCAAGGAUUACCCUAAUUUCAACCCCUAAAUGCAUUUCUUUAAAAAUGUUUAGAGCUUACAAACUCUCGUUUGUUACUUAAUUCAAAAAACAGAAUUUUGGAAGCUAUUUUAUCAUACAUCUGAGUAUGUAAGUUGUAUUUUAGGGUAUAAUAUACACAGCGACCCAAAAGAUCAACUCUAUAUUGUACGUUAAUUUAGGUGUUUAUCAAAAAUCAAACUUGCGAAUUGUGGUAAGAAACAAAUGAGGCAUGUGACCUGGUACUAUAAGUUCGUAUAUUUCGAGUUUCGUUUCCAGAUUUUCGAAAUAACCAGACUUAUAUUCUCUAAUUCACUCAAAAUUUGUUGGCAAUUCUUGUAUGUACUUUAAAACAUGAAUUUUCGAAAAAAACAAAUAGCAUGGUAACAUUAAAUGAACAUUUGUUGAUAAAAAACUUUAUUUAAUUUUAAGUUCAUAGCGUAAUUAUCAAAUUGUGCCUUUAUAAGGACUGUUUUGGGAAUUUCAUUUGAAAUAUCAUUUCAAGAAUUUUAUUGUUUUUGUAUUAUUUUGGGACCAAUGAUUCCUGUAGUUUGUUUUAAUGUUAAUGAAUAGUAAAAGGCUCAUUAUUAUUUCAACAGACAAGUGAAGUGUAUACCUUGAUAAACAUUUUGGAAAUAACAGGUAAUAUUUUUUUAUUCAAAAUAUUUACUGUUGUCUACGACUUUCCGUAUAACCGAAUAAUCACAGCUAUGUGUUUAUUACUUCUAUAGGGUUCAUUACACUCAAAAUAGUAGAAUUCAGAAAACUGAUUAUUAAGGCUUGAAAAUUUCCCUAACUAGAGAUGAUAGUAAUCGCCAAAGGUUAAUGAUUUUAAAUUAAUGCAACCCUAAAAUUAGCGACACAUCUUUUAAUUGAUGUUGGAAAACAUAUUCCAUGGUACUAUUCUCAUUCGUAUUCAUCCAUUUUUAAUAUAAUUUGGGAUUUAAUGUUCAAUAUUAAUUACAUAUGGUCGAAUCUAGUGUAAUUAUUGAUCGAAAUGAACUCCAUUUUCUUACUGACAAUAGAAUAUCCCAUAUUUAAAGUCUAGUUCUUUUUUAAACGUUUCUGCGAAAAUAACUUUGCACAAUACGUGAUUUAAAACAUCAACAUUAUGAGGAUAACGGAAAGUAACAAAUUCCCAAACUAGAAGAACCUCCAACCGAAGUCUCGUCCAGACUAAAAUUGGUCCAUUGUAAACUUUUCACUUUAACUAUAUAUUUUUUUAGUUUACUCAUCAGAUAGAAAAAAAUAUGAUGUGUGACAAUUUAAUAUGCUUCAAUGUGACUUUUUUUUAUUAUUAACAUAAAUAGGGUUAUUGACAAUCAAAAAUUUAACACUCUUCUUCUACUGUAACAAUAAGCCCUAGUAUCAAGUUUGGGGUGGGAAGUCUAGCUCUAAUUCUUCUUUUUACCUCAGUCCCUGAAUGUUCUAUCGGAUUUAGGUCAGGACUGUAUGCUGGCCACUCCAUAACCCGAAAACCGACUUCUGCAUUAUAAUCUUGCACGAUUGUGGCGGUGUACGGCUUUGCGUUGUCAUACAUAAAUUUCUAAAAUCUCCUCGAUAUAUCUAUCAGCUGUUAAACCUCUUCUUCUGAGAACAUAGUCGCCCCUAUGAAUGAACACAGUUCAAGGUUCGUGCUCCUAUAGAAAUUGUAGAACAGAUCAUGCAGUAACCACCACCAUAAGCACUCCGCUCUUCAAAGCAGUAAUCUGAAACUAGCUCUGUCUUGGUCUUCUGUAUCUGGUCUAUCAUGGAGGCAUAUUCUGGUCCCAUCUGAGAACAAAACAGUGGUGUCCGAUUCAGAUGAUCCUGUACAAAACGCAGGUGUGCUUGCCGAUGAGCUGGAGUGAGUUUUGGACCAAUCGCAAGUGUUUUGGGGGACAGGCUAUUUACCUGCAAUCGUUGUUUUACAUUCCACUGACUAAUGGUCACUCCUCGCACCUAAUGGAGCUAUCGUUGCACUUAAACAACAUUAAGGUGAUUAUUAAUGUUGUUGACACAAUAAAGCGUAUGUAUAUCUUUUUCUGCCAAUUCCAGGUCGCUUAUGGAAUGAUCCAGUCUCUUCAUAACGCUGGCACACUUUUCGAACCGCUGCGUGGGCGGCUUUUGUGAUGUAGUAUGCAUUAAACUAACACUUGAAUACUAUUAAAACGCAAAAUACAGGUUGAUACGCAUAUAAACGAUAAGCCCUACGUAUAAAAUUAUACUCACAUUAAAUCAUAUUAAAUUGUCUUUCAAACAGCAUAUUUCUUUUUUAUGAUCUGAUGAAUAAAUUAAAAAAGAUCUAGUUGAAGUCAAAAGUUUACAGUGGGCCGAUAUCUAUGCACUCAAGUUCAGAUACGAAGAUCAAAAUUCAGAAUUGAGACUGCUAUAGCCUAAUAGACCUAAUCACCUUUGAAAUACAAGUAAGACAAUAAUCCACAUUUGCCACAUUUGUACUGACAAAAACUGAAUAAAAAGAAUUAGAUGAAAUUCAAAGUAACUUAAUGCGAAUGAAUUUUACAAAGAAACACCCUCAUAAAUUGCCUAUAAACAUUAAUAAUCAUAUUUUUUCAUACGCAAACACCGUAUGUAAGCGUGAACUAUAUUCUAAGAUUCGAAGUAAAAAAAUUUCAAGGAAAGAAAUGUAGAAAUGGAUCUCAAAUGUACUACAAAUCAUGCAAAUAUCCCAAAACAAGGUAUUGAGGGCUAGAGGGCUAUUGUUAACGCCUCCAAAGGGACCUAGGAAUGGAAAUAGUAAAAACGAGGAAAAAUAUUUUGAAUAGAAUCAUAAAGCAAUGAGAACGUUGAAUUAAAUCAGUUGCUGGACCAACGUGAGGUAGUUGAAGAUUCAAGAGUUGUUUCUGAUGUACAUAUCGUGGUAUACCCUAUACUUUACAAAGAACUAGAAGCUGGUGCACCGAAUUCAUAUGAAUUGUCAGUUUUUAAGUUGAAUUACAUAUUUUUCAUGCUAUUUGAAUCGAUUUGGAAUUUAUUUAAAGGUGACUAGCUACCAGUUCUUGGACAAUAGUGAAUAUUAUAGGAAAAUAAAUAGCUACAUGUGACGUAGACGAAUAUAUUCAAUAUUUAUUCAAUUAGAAGAAUUUGUAAAAAGAUAACUUCAUGUUUAUUGUACUUACACUUCGCCUUAAAUCGUGAAAGCUCUACUGUCUUUUAAUCUAACAGGUAUUUCCAUAAAAAUACCUUGUUAAAAGAAGUAUUGUGAUAACUAGCUAAAUUUUAUAUUUAUUGAAAAUAUAUAGAUAUAGAAAAACAAAUCUAGGACCCAUUUCACUUUUAAGGUAAAGUGAAAAGAAAACUCUAUUCUAAUCUAUAAGUACCUAAGAUGUAAUUGGUAUGAUGUUUAUCAAAAGAUAUAUCAGGUUAAGAACAAAAUUGAAAGCAUGCUCCAAUUGUACAUAAUAUUUUAUUUUCCGUUCUAAAAUGAAAUAUCUUCUUAAUAAGACGUGAAACAUUUUUCGGAGUUUGAAUUUGAUAAUUAUACAAGUUUUGUUGGGUAUCAGUUAAUUGGUAAAAUAAGAGAGAACUUGCUCUGAUACUUACCAAUAAUUCAAAUAUGAUCAUUACUAUCUCGUCUUGUUUAUCUGUAUGCUAAAUCUAAACUAUUUCGAAUAUUUCAAAUUAUUGUGUCCAUUUUGUCCCCCAUGUGUAAAAGUCAUUCCUUCUUUUAGUUACUGUACUUAUUCAUGGAAAAUCCCAAUCAUGUCAAAUUUAAAUUAUAACAUUUUUCAACGUGGUAACCCCUUUUAUAUGGUUACUACCCCAAAUUAUUUAUAUUGCUUCACAUUUUCCUGAAUAAUGUCCGCGAUCUUGCUUAGGAUAAAAACAAAAAGAUUUUGAGUUCAUCGUCAGUUUCAGUUCUUGUAUUUUCUUGUGUGUUUUCGUUUUCACUUUUAAGUUCUCUCAAGUCCUGGUCUUCCUCCGGUUGAAGGGAAAUAUUAACAGAGUUGUAAGAGUCACUGGAAAUUUCACAGAAAAACAAGUAAAAGGCAAUUACCAACUCGUAAUUGUGAUAAGGAUAUUAACAUAACACCGAAUAUAGGAAAUCGGAAAAAAAUUUCAAUAAGAUCUUUGUUUUUUACCUCAAUGAAUACAUUUUCUUAUUCCCUAUCAAAUGACAUUGAGUUUUCACUGUCCUAAUCGUAUUUAUAAUGAGAGGCUCAACUUGCAUAUCAAUGACAAUGUCUAUAUUGCACAUUUUGGUUUCAACCAUUUCCUGGACACUCUUUCCAGUUAUUCAAUGUGAUUCUUUCAUAGCUUCAUGAAAAUUAUUUUUAACGUCAGAAAAUUUGAAUGUUUUAUUUCGGUAAACACUUGAGGAAGAUACGAAGAUAAGAAAGUUUGCCGUUUUAGAAAUAACGUCAUUAACAGUCUUGUCAUUAUUUUCUUGCAUUUCAUUUUUAUGAAUAUUCAUUUGUAUUUCGCUAGCAUUUAAAGUUCUCUUCUUAGGCGAAGUAUAGCUAAUGUUAUCAUCUGUUUCCGUGCCAGACAUGCUUAAGAAAAUUAUGCAACAGAUAAAUAAAAACAAUACGAUGCCAUCCAUAUACUUCACCUGAUAUAACAUCUUCUUCAGUGAUGCGGCGCUCGCUCCUCCCACGCGGCUUUUUAUUUGUGAUAUAUUAUGAUCCCACUGAGUUGAACCAAUAACGAUGCCACGCCACGUUUCGUCCAGAAUUUUCACGUGCUGAUUACGCACUGAUCAUUGUUUUGGUUCACUAUUUUUUUUUUUUCGUUAAAUGAACUUUAAGUUUCCAACGAACACUCAUAAAUUUUCUUCGAUGUUUUUGAAGGUAAAUUACUCUUAUUUACUGUUUUGCUUUAUAGGUUGAAAACAAACUCUGUGCUGUAAAUAAUUUUUUAAGACCAAUAUGACCUCUACAAACGUUAAACAAUCACAUUUGGAAAAUAAUUAUGUUUAUAUAUUGUGCAUGUGAAACUUAAUCUUUCAAUUAUCAAACCCGCUGAUUAUCAAAAAUUGAAAAAUUGAUAUCAAACAAAACUUGAUAGUUUUAAAAAUAAGGUCGUGCCUUAGUAGAUAUUCAAAAAUUAUCAGUCAAAAUAUACAUAUAAAUUAAUAUAAGAGCUUCCCUUAUUAUAUGAAUGGAAGUUUUGUACAUAUGAAAUUUAAAACAUAUGCUUCCCAUUAAAAAAAAAGAAAACAUGUUGUACAGCGAGAUAUUCUAAAUCUUCCUUUAGUCUUCAUAUGAAUUGUACAGGAUAUUUCUUGGUGACUGUGACUUAAAUUACCAAAAAACAACUCAGAACGUACCUGAAUUUCCCAUAAGAUUGUUCAAUUUGAAUAAAAUUCGUUUCAUUGAACUUUUUUUUCAUAUUCUGACCAAUCUUGUUACUGCAUUACUUUCUACUUUACUAAUUUUACAUAGUGUAUAAAUGAUUAUAUUUCGGUCAUAAGCACCGAAGUACAAUUGCCUUCACAGUUGUCUCCGUAUACAUUAAAUAGUUUUAUAUUUAUGUCCACGUUCAAGUAGUGUUUAACUGAUGCAACUAAUUUGUUCACAUAAUUUUAUAGAUAUGUCUGUGGAUGGAUAAUUCUCCCACGUUCAUCUAGAAGGCUUGUUAUUUAGGUGUCGUUUCGAGAUAAUCAAGGCGUGAGAACUCAUUUUAAAAUGGCGCUUUAUCUUUUCUAAUCACUCUAAAUCGCCAAAAAUGUCUGGUGCGUAUCAGCAAAAAACUGAACCAGCUGCGAUUGAAGGUCAUCGUCAUUUGUGAAAGUUUGACCAUUCAAAAAAUAGUACAAAUUUCGAAAUAAAUGCUUAUUAGAUGGUGCCAGAUCAAGCCUGUAUGAAGAAUGUGGUUUCACUUCCCAGCCAAGCUCCAAUAGUUUCCCUCGAGUUGCCAAAGAUAUGUGGGGCCUUGCAUUAUCAUGGUGGAACACUAAACCUUUCCAAUUUGACAAUUGUGGCCGUUUUUCUUUGAUUGCUUCAAUCAGUUUCAUUAAAUGAUGACAGUAAACAUCAAAAUUGAUCAUUUGGUUCCUUGGAAGCAUCUUUGUAAUCCCACUAACUGACAGCAUGGGCUUUUUUUAUUGUUUUUCAGCUUUCGAUGUUGUUCAUCAUGUGUGCUCCAUGAUCGUUUUCGAACUGUUACUGUACAGGACCCAUUUUUUAUCACCAGUGAUGAUUCUUUCCAAGAAAGGGCCGGUUCCAUUUCGUUUGAGGUGCAUAUCGCAAAUGUUGAUUCUUUAUGAUAAAUGAAUUUCUUUCAAUUCGUGAGGUAUCCAAAUAUCAAACUCCUUAACUAGCCCAAAAUAUUUUAAGUGUCUGUGAUAUAUGUAGCCUCUUCACAACCUCUCGAACAUUUUUUGACGAUCCUCUUCAAUUAUGACUUUGUUCAUCAUCAACUUCAGUAGGCCAACCCAACCAGAUCGUUGUUGAUCCUUGAGGGAAAAAUAUCCAGAACGGAAUUUUUUAUACCAAUUCUGACACAUGCGCUCUGUUAAGCAAUUAACACAGAAACUUGACAUAUUUCUUUUUGAGCCGCAAAAGCUUUUGUUCCUCUACGGAAAUAAAAAAGUAAAAUAUGCCGAAAAUGUUUGUUUCUGCAGUCCAUUUGAUAUUAACCCACAACUAAUAGCUUUGAUAAAAAUCACGCAAGUUAGAUCAAUGUGACCAGAAUCACGUGACAAACGGCAAAGUACAGAACUAACAUAAAUUGUUCAAAAAAUAAAGCAACCUCAUAGUUAUUUCCACAUUUUUCAACCUAAGUCAAUUUUAAAUGUCAAAUAUGUCCACUAUCUUCGAAAGUAUGUGCAUAGACUGUUCUCAGCGGCUAGUAGGGAUUUGGUCGAUUUUGCAUUUAUUAACGGCUUUUUUAGGAUGUCAAUUAUCAUAUCUGCCUCUGCCUCCAAAAGUUGACUAACUAGAAUUUCACCUGGUUUUUCUAAUAAGAACCGUAUUGUUGAUGUGACAGGAUACUACCCUCCAUUGUCUUUUUAUAUGUGUUGGCUUUUGUUCCAGAUUUACUUAUAUUGUCUGAAACAAACUGAAAUGAUUAUUUUCAUACAUAUUUUAAAAAGCAUAUUUCAUUAGAAGGUAUUAUUAUGGAAUAUCAUUUGCUUUUGUUGAUGUCAAAAUAUAGUUUAUGCCCCUCGUGUAACUAUUUUCACAUUUUUUCAUUUAUUGCACAAUAUUCUCAGUUUCAACAUCAUUUAAGUUGAAUUUUUCCAGCCUGUUAGUUUCAGUGUCAAAAGUACGGUAAACAAAUAAUAAUUAAAAUUAAAAUUCUUAAUUAAUUUGUUAUGAGCAUAUUGGAUUAGAAAUAUAGAUGACAAGAUUGACUUUAAUCAAAAUUUCUAGGUAUAAAAAGGGUAUUGCAUAUCAUUUGACAAGACCAAUUGACAAUUUUUAAAACAAUUUCAUAGAUAUAAGACAAGGAAAUUCACAAUUCACCAAGAAAUACUCUGAUCUGAAUCUAUACGAAAUUUUUUUGAUAGAAACAUUUCACACUUAUGAAUGCUAACCAUUUUUUUAGAUCGACCUAUGAAAAAAUAGAAAUAUGUACACCAACGAUUAUUUUUAGUUAUCACAAGAUUUUCAGAUAUAUAUUUAGAGGGUGAGUUUUUAAUGUCAGGAUUGAAGUAAAGCUGAAUUCAAAGUUAUCCCAUUUUCAUCAAGCAUUAACAUGCUCAUAUUUUUUAACCAGUUUCCAGAUAUUUCUAAAAAAGAGAAGAGAUAUAAAGUUGAUAUGUAAAGUAUAAAUCCAUGUAUUAAGCACAAAACUCAUUAGUUAUCAACAUAAAUUGUAUUUUUAAUUUUCUGAUUCCUUAUAUUAAGUAAAAAAUAGAUAAGUAAAAACCCCUGACAUGUCGUUGUUGCCACAUUAGAAGUUAUAGGAACAAAUCAGAAUAUAGGGAAAUAUCUUUUUAAUAAUCAACAAGUACGAGGCUUGACCCAAACAUUUAGCAUUAUUAAAAAGUUCCCAGUGGUGUUUUCACUUUCUUAUGUAGGUCUAAAAAUCAGCUUUUUGAAUUGCUUCACUGCAUUCGUCGAAUUAAUUUCAACCGGUCUCUUUUGAGAAGUAUUUUGGAUUUAAUCUGAAAUAUACAGAGUCUGCUAAAGCUUCACACUCGAUACUUUGUUAAAUAUAGCUGUUUGAUUGAUUCGCUGGCGUCCUAUUGUGCAGCCAAUUAACGCUAGCAAUUUUUUCAGUACUUCAACGUAUACAUUAUUCUUAAGUGAUUGUGCGACGUCUCUGAGUAUAUUCGUGUGCUAUAACACCUUCAUAAUUGAAGAAAACAAUCGACGAAUUUUCCUCCGUCUUUGACGAUCAUUUUUGGUUAUGGCGAUACUUCCACAGUAAAAAUACUCUCUGGAUCGAUCAUAGCCGUAAUUCCAUAAUUCAUCAUCAGUAAUGAUUUGGAUGGUAAAAAGACACUCUAAGUGAAUGUACGUCAAUCACCAACCAACAUGUUAACUUGGUAACUUACAUAAUCGAGUUCGUGAAAACUAUUCAAUAUCCAUACCAUAUCUUGUGUUUUGAAACUGAGAUAUAAAGGUACAAGGUACAAGUAUUAUGCGCUUGAGUUUAUUGAAAUUGUCUGUUUUGUUUUUUAUAUUAUUUUCUAGAUAUCCUAAUAGAAAUAUUCCAAAGAUGGCGCUGUUUACUCAAUUCCCAUUAAAGUAAUUCCGAACAGCAAUGUCGAAUUAUGCAAGGACUACGAGGACCGUUUUUUUCCAUUUUUUUUUUCAACCUCGGAUAGGCUGUAAAUGAAAGACAAGUUCAUAUAAAACAAUAAUUUUAUUACCAAAAGAUUGGUACACCCAUGGUUUCUUUUCCACAUAAUUACAUAUCUGUGGACAAGCUUUUCAAUACUCUCUUCAAAGAAAGUUUCCGCCAGUGUAGCCUAAUCGCUCAGUAACAAUACAACACAAAACGGACCUUGAAACUUAUGGAAAUUCCGUUGUCAAAACAGUAAUGGUGAAUCAGCGUUUUUCUUUUACAAUUCUGUCAACUCGUUGAACCAGGUCAUCUGAAACGACACAUUUGCCUCCUUGGCACCUUUCAUCAAUACGGUCAUCUUUAAACUUUCGCCACCAUUCACACCCAACACCAUCACAUAUGAAGUUUUCCCAAUACACACGGCUCAUUCUCUGAUGGAUUUCUGCAGCACCACGUGGUUCAGCCUGUGGAAAACUUCGCAAUUCACACUUGGCGGGAGCAUCAAUAAUGGCGGACAUGUUUACAUGUCUGUAGCACAACGCCGACUGACGCCUGAUUGUCAAAAAUGGCGGUGUGUGUACUGCAAGAGCUUCACAGUCGCCUACAGCGCAUUCUCGCUUUCUUCUGCCCGCGUAGCGUCUGCUAGGAGCGAUCGGAGGUUGAAAAAAAACGGCACCAGUAUUUAAUUUUUCAAAUAACUAAAUAUUUUUUCAAAUGAAUCACCCGAAACCCAAUGAGUUAUGGAUCAUAAAGAGGAUUCCAAUACUAUUUCCUUACAUAUUUACUUUUGUGUUAUUUGCUUCCGUAUCUAACAUUGGGAUUACUCAAUUGUGCCAUGAAACACUAUAAAAAAAUGUAAAAGGAGUUUGAUUCAGUUUAUAUGGUUCACAAGUAGACCCGGGUCGAUAAUUUUUGAAACAAAAAAAAUCAAUAGUUGGAUGAAACGUUCUGGAGCAGGAAGAAAGAAAAGUAUACUUUAUUUAAUAUGGAUAUAAGAGAACAAUAAUGGCUUUUGGAAUUACGCUAGGGCACGUUGUCAUUUUCGAUCACCUGUCAUCUAAUCUACAUUACUACGUUCCCUCUGUUGGGUAUGGAAUAUCGCACCCCAACCACCGGGUAGGCAAUAAGCAAUGGUGUUACGAAUUACAUUAAAUUAUAUUUCAAUAAUAAAAAUGACAGGAAAAAUAAUUUAUAGGCGAUUUGAGGUCGGGAAGUGGAAGGGGGUGAGUUUUUAAGGGUGAAAAACGCUUUUUUCGUUUGCCUGCAAAACAAAAGUCUUAUGGAAAAAAGUUAAAAUGCGAUGUUGUAGGUAAUAAGAAGAUCUACAAAUUUUGUAUUCACACUUAAUUAAGUUUCUAUUUUUAUCUUUUACAAACAAAUAUUUUCUCACAAAAUUUGAUAGAAACUUAGCUAUUUAUGUCCCAAACACACUGUAAUUUAUUUUAUUUGAAAUAUAUACUUUUUCGCCUUAUUUUGUUUAGGUAUUUAAUUGAAUAUUCUCUCGUCAAAGUAUCAGCUUUUUUCUAAAAAUUCGGUGAACUUUUUGUUCGUUGAAAUUUCUACUUUCUGAUGGUAUAAAAAAUAUUACUAUCAUGACGGUAAAUUUUCUUAGAAACGGCUCACAAAAUUGCAUCCGAAAAUUUUUCUCAAACAUUUGUACAGUUUUCAGUUAUUUAUUAAAACUUUAUACUCUAAUUACACGUAAAACCUGAAAUUCAAUAUUAAAUUGAUAAACAUGAACAAAAUUGCCAGGAAAAACUUUUUUUGUUUUUUCUGAGAAAAUUAACCAUGGCGAUGAUAAUAUUUUUCUACGUCAUCAGAAAGUAGAGAUUUCAACGAACAAAAGGUCCUCUGACUUUUUAAAGAAAGCUUAUAUUUUAACGCGACAACUUUCGAUUGAAAAUUAAGGUGGUUUUUCGAUAUCAAGUCAAAAUACGACAAAAACAAAGCUAUUCCAAGUCAAAUAAAUUACAGUGUAUUUGGGACAUAAAAAGAUAAGCUUUCACCAAAUUUCGUGAAAAGAGUGUAUUUGUAAAGAUAAGAUAAAAAUCAAAAUCCAAAAACCUGGUUAUUUCAAUUUUUCACAUAAAAUUCGAGGUGAUGUGAAAAAAAUGUAUCAAUAAAAGUUAUAGAUCUUUUUAUUACCUACAAUAUUGAUAGUUAACUUUUUUCCAUAGGAUAUGUAGUUUUCGAAUCGUGAUAAACCGUUUUUUACCGUUGAAAACUCACCCCCUUCCACUUCCUGACCUUAGAUUUCCCGUAUAUUAUUUUUUCUUUCAUUUUUAUUAUACAUAUUAUUUUCCUUCUUUUACUAUUAUUUUUUUUUCACUUAUUACAAUUUUUUAAGGUUUCAUCGUUUAACAAUUUAUCUCGUAUUAAAGAUUUACAUUUCGAUGAAAUUAAUUUGUUCAAGAAUACUGUUGAUCAUAUCUUUGUAUUUUUCAAAUCAUUCAAUCGUUUUUUGUAUUAUUAUAUAAGUUAAUUUGAUUAUGACUUUAAAAAUUUAGGAGGUACAAAAUAGAUAGAAAAACCCCAAAAGUUACUUUUUGUAAUUGUCUUCAAUAGCUUUCAAUGUACAUGCAUUAAAAACUGAGAUUUUUUCAAUAAACGAUAAAAAUUUAUAAACAAAAUUGCAUCUUUUGUAAUUGAGUGUGGAAAACUGUAAUUCCAAAACAGUUUAAUACAUUAAUAAUUUUCACACGCAGGUAUAUACGAUGCGCUUUACAAUUUUUGGUAUUAUCUACUUACCCUCUUGUUCAAAUUUAUUGAAAUUAUUCAUCAAUAUUAUUGUGAUCGUGAAGUAGAUUUAAAUAUUUAGGUAAACAAUGAAACACCAGAUUAUAUUGUACAAAUAUAUUUAAAAAAGUUGAAUAUUCCCAAUAUAUAUUAUAUUGUAUGUUGUAUUAGGAUUAUAAUUAAUCACAGUAUGAAAUGUCUAACAAUAGUUUAUUUAAACAAAGUGUGCAAAAUAAUAAGAUAUUUCAACUAAGGAAAUGAUUAAAUUAAAAGUAGAACAGAACUAUUAAAAAUUGAUUAGCAUUAGUCCAAUAAAAUGAGUCCUGAAGUGUAUUCCCAAAUUUUCGAUUUUACUUUUGAGUCAACAAAAUAGAUAUGUCAAAAAUUUUUUGGAAUCAUCUACCGGAAUUUUGUAAAAUUUGGUAAAAGUUACAAAAACUCCAAUAGAACAUUGUAGAUCUUUUCAUUUUACUAAUAUUCACAAAUCAAGGGUGGCUAGAGCUUAAGGGAUGAUAAACAAUAUUCUUCUCAUAUUAUUUUAUAAAAUAAGCACUAAAAUGCUUGAGAGCAUUCCAAUAAUCUUUUCCAUUAAGCAGAGAAUUGAUAUGAAGCUUUCAUUUGUUAUAAACAAUUGAGAUUUGAGAUAUCUGAGAUUGAAAUUAUCAAUUUUCAAACAUUUUCAAGACUUUUUUUUUUUGAAAGUAUGGUAAUUGUUCAACGAGUUAUGAUUUAACCGCUAGUUACCCUGAAUUUGUAAAUAUCAAUAAUAGCAAACAACUAUUUUUGACUAAAACUAAAAGAUCUAGAACUUAGAUUUGAAAUUUGUUUUGGAAACUUUGCAUUUUGUCGAAACUCGAUAUAAAUACAUUAUCAAUUUUUUUAUCCCUAUCUGUAAGAUGAUCCCAAAAAAUUAUUGAUAAAUUUAAAGUAACCAAAAGUUCACAUUUUAAGAACCAUUUUUUGGAUUUCAAUGUGGAAGCAUCUAAUUGAUCAACAAAUAAGUAAUCUCAAAAUUAGAUAAUAAUUAAUGUGAAUCAAAAAGCUCCUCCAAAAAAGAUAUGGAAGAGAGCUUUUUCAAAUAAAUUUUAUGAUUGAAUAAAAUGCACGCUUUGUUUACUGACACACCUUGUAAAAUAAAAUUCAGAUUAUAAUAUGUCGACAAAAUUGACAGCGUACAUAUACACAAUAUUCAAAUCGAAAGUAUUAACCUAUUUUAGCACAUUUGCUCUCGUAUAAUUUGAGCAAGCAAUCAAUAAAUGUUAAACUUUUACGCUGAAUUAUCAUUGCUUAAGAUCUAACACCGUAAAAAAGUAAAUAUUUGAAAAGUGUAAACCAUAAAUCAACGUUUCUUAACUUGUAACCUUAAAUUCCCCGGCUGGAGACUCAUCCUCAGGAAGUCUCGGUCUCAAUUAAAGUAUAUAAAUAACUGGUAUAGUUGUUCCAAUAACAAUAAUUGCAGAUUAUAAAAACUUAUAUAAAAAUUUUUGCCGACAAUUUUGUUUGAUCUACUACUAUAAGCGUAGAUGCUUCAUUUUAUAAAGUGAUACUUUUUAUAAUUACUUUUUAUACAGAUGCACUUAAUUGUAGUCCUUCUUGGACUUGAAAAAAAUCAUUAUUAUACCUCGUUAACUUGCUACAACUGAAUAUUAAAUUAUAAAAUGUAAAUAGACGAGUAAAAUGUACCUGUUUCUUGUGGAGUUUGGUUUAAACAGGGUACUAGACGUAAACUGAGCCCUUUUUGUACCCCAUUCGUUUUUUUUGAGAUGUAAGGACUAGUGAAAAAUUCAUUUCAUCUUAUUAGAACAAAAUUUCUAGUUUGAUUUUAUUUAUAUUUUUAUAAUAUAUCAUAUUUUGAUAAAGACUUAAAGAGAAGUCGAAACGUCAAUUUUAUCUAUUUAUCAAAAAUUAUUGAAAAAACCAAUUUGGAAAAAGAAGAGCCCUAAAAUCAAGAAGAUUAGAAACAUAAUGCAAAUUAAUAUACAACUCUGUUAAAGAGUUAAUUAAGACCUACUAGAACAUGAUCAAAGGCUGUAGAAAAUUGUUUUUUACUACAGACAGUGGUCCCAUAACUAACAAUUAUUCACAAAAACCAUAAAAUGUGUGUAAUAAUUUGAUUUGUAGGUUUGAACAUGUUAAAAUUAUCAUUGACUUAACGCAAAUAAUAAUAACGAAAUUCUCAACAGAAUGUAUUUUUGUGAAUAUGUAGAAAUGUCAAUGAUGUCGACCAUUCCAUUAAUUUAACGUAUUAAAUCCAUAUCAAAAUGAUAUAGUUCAAUUUGAAAAUAUACCUAUUGAUUUAGCUGCGAAGUAUGA
Diorhabda carinulata is the source of this 20263-nucleotide messenger RNA. Its product is annotated as transcription factor Sox-18-like. Lineage: Eukaryota; Metazoa; Arthropoda; Insecta; Coleoptera; Chrysomelidae. Gene Ontology annotation, molecular function: DNA-binding transcription factor activity, RNA polymerase II-specific; RNA polymerase II cis-regulatory region sequence-specific DNA binding. The record is from RefSeq and is a predicted model, not a curated record. The transcript is spliced from 6 exons. Gene Ontology annotation, biological process: cell differentiation; anatomical structure morphogenesis; regulation of DNA-templated transcription. Bases 302 to 1654 code for a protein of 450 amino acids.